Messenger RNA from Dromiciops gliroides (monito del monte), 2681 nucleotides. It is a transcript of the gene TTLL12, whose product is annotated as tubulin tyrosine ligase like 12. The record is from RefSeq and is a predicted model, not a curated record. Lineage: Eukaryota; Metazoa; Chordata; Mammalia; Microbiotheria; Microbiotheriidae. Gene Ontology annotation, biological process: protein modification process. Bases 67 to 1959 code for a protein of 630 amino acids. The transcript is spliced from 14 exons.
GGGGCGGGGCAGCCUCGCUGUGAAGCGGCGGCGGCGGCGGCGGCGGCGGCGGCUGUGGCAGCACAGAUGGAGGGCGGCUGCGAGGACGGCGAGGACUACGGGGCGUUCGUGGCGCUGCACGGGCCGGCGCUGCGGGCCUCCGCCAUCCCCGAGCGCUACUGGGGCCGCCUCCUGCACAAGCUGCACCGCGAGAUAUUCGAUGCUGGUGAGAUGUUUGGAAUCAUGCAAGUAGAAGAAGUUGAAGAAGAUGAAAAUGAUGAAGAAAUACAAGAAGAAUUGAAAAAGAAACCAAAUCCAGGAAACGAACUCUGUUAUAAAGUAAUUGUGACCAAUGAAAACGGACUGCAAGCAAAUGAUCCCAAUAGCAUAUUUCUCAUUGACCACGCCUGGACAUACCGAGUGGAACACGCCCGCCAGCAGCUGCUGCAGGUCCCAGGGCUGCUGCACCGAAUGGCCAACUUGAUGGGGAUUGAAUUUCAUGGGGAAAUUCCAGACGACGGCUCAGUGGAGCUCGUUUUGGGAGAAAUGUGGAAGUACAACCAGACGUACCAGCUCUCCCAGGGGACUGCAGAGGAAAAGGUUCCUGUGUGGUAUAUCAUGGAUGAAUUUGGCUCUCGAAUUCAGCACUCAGAUAACCCCAGCUUUGCCACGGCACCCUUAUUUUAUAUGCCUCAGCAGAUUGCCUACACAGUUCUCUGGCCCCUGAGAGACCUUGAAACAGGUGAGGAGGUGACCCGGGACUUCGCCUACGGAGAAGUGGACCAGCUAAUCCGGAGAUGUGUGUUGUUGCCGUGGGUUCCUGAUGACGUGUUGGAUGUCAGCUCCUCUACCCCCGAGCCAUCAGAAGAACACUACCAGGCCAUUCUAGAGGAAAACAAGGAGAAGCUUCCUAUUGCAGUAAGUCCAGCAGCUUAUCCCAGAGGUCACAUAUUUAGGGUUUACACAGAUCUCCAGCAGGUGCUAAACAACCUCACCCAUCCCCGGUUUCAGUUCACCACCGUGGAGGCCGAGGCAGACAUCUUGUACAACUUCUCCCAUUUCAAAGACUACAGGAAAUUCAGUGAAGAAAGGCCUCAUGUGAUGCUGAAUCAGUUCCCUUGUGAGAACCUCCUGACAGUGAAGGAUUGCCUUGCCUCCAUCUCCAGGCGAGUGGGGGGACCCGAAGGGCCCCAGUGGCUGCCCAGGACCUUCAACCUCCGGACGGAACUGCCCCAGUUCAUUAGCUACUUUCAGCAACGAGAAAGAAGGGGAGAAGACAAUCACUGGAUCUGUAAACCGUGGAACUUAGCUCGAAGCCUAGACACUCAUGUCACAAACAACCUCCACAACAUUAUCCGGCUCCGGGAGAGCGCCCCCAAGGUGGUCUCCAAGUACAUAGAGAGUCCUGUCUUAUUCCACCGAGAUGAUGUGGGAAUGGUCAAGUUUGACAUCCGCUACAUCGUACUGCUGCGCUCGGUCAGGCCCCUGAGACUCUACGCCUAUGAUGUGUUCUGGCUGCGAUUCUCCAAUCGGGCUUUCGCACUCAAUGAUUUGGAUGAUUACGAGAAACACUUCACUGUGAUGAACUAUGACCCAGACACGCCUCUGAAGCAGGUUCACUAUGAUGAAUUCAUUCCCCUGUUUGAGAAGCAGUACCCAGAAUACCCGUGGCAGAGUGUGCAGGCUGAGAUCUUCAAGGCCUUCACCGAGCUAUUCAAGGCCGCCACGGCCAAGCCCGCGCCCCUGGGGGUCUGUGACUACCCUUCCUCAAGAGCCGUGUACGCCAUCGAUCUCAUGCUGAAGUGGGACCACUCUCUUCCUCCUAACAGCAAGAAAGUCAUGCAGCCUCAGAUCCUUGAGGUGAACUUCAACCCGGACUGCGAGAGGGCCUGCAAGUACCACCCGAGCUUCUUCAAUGAUGUCUUCAGCGCCUUGUUCCUGGACGAGACCAAGAACUGUCACGUGACCUGCAUCGUCUAAGCUGGGGUGUCCCCCUCUCCUCCUCCUCCUCUUGCUUCCUUCUUCCUGUGCUUCAGGGUCUCUCCCUCAGGUCUGUGAGCUUUCCUUCAGGCCUGGAGACGGGAGCAUCUGUCUGUGGGGCUUUCUCUCUCCUCACUUGUUUGCAGUCACUCACUGUGGGGCUAAAAUGCUGUGUGAAGAUGGGGUAUUUGCUGGUAACCUGAGCAAGGAACUGACCACUCUCGGUCCCUUUUUGCAUCCAUUGUGCUUGGUGGGCAGGACCCCCGGGUCCCAUCGUGUGUGGAUGUUCUCUGACUGCCGGCCAACAUCAGAAGGCGCUUCAUUCCUUGAUGUCCCCCCCACCCUCCCAAGGGUAAAGCAAGUUAUGAGAACUCGUGUCCUCCCCAUGCAAGGCAAGAAGGAAGCCCUCACCAGCAGCCUCAGUAUCCCGUCCAGAAUCUUCUGAGGACCAGGACGGGCCGUUUGCCAAAGAACUCUGCUGGGCGGCUCAGAGCCCACCUUGGACGGGGCGGUGCACGGUCAGAGCUCUUGCUUCGUUCAGUGAUCUGAAGUGGCUGAUGGGACUCGUGUCCCCAUUUUACAGAUGAGGAAACUGACUGACAGCAGUGGAGGCGACUUGUUGGUGGCAGAUGAGGCUCAGAGCACAGUUCAUCUUUUCAGGCUUCAGGACGCCACAUGCUCACACGAGCACUCGUGUGUGUGUGUGUGUGUGUGUGUGUGUG